AUAUUAUUAUUAUUGUUAUGUUACUUUACAUUUAAUACACUGGUUUGUUCCUACAUACGACGACUACAUACAUUCAUCUCCUCUCUUCUACAUAAUAUUCCUACUUUACACAAAAGUUGCAACUGCAUUUAUUUGUCUCAUUAUUUAUUUACUCUGAUUGAGCAAACCUGCAAAAGCGAGCCAGCAGAGCCACGGCCACAGUUCAGUAAGAUUUGGCUUAACACUUUAUAAAAUAAUAAUAAUGUAAUACGUACGUACUAUUGCCAGCCACGUUAUUAUUAUUAUUCACACAAUAAUAUUUCAAGUCUCGUCGUCGUCGUCGCAGUCGUCGUUUUAUUUAACGUACCUAUUCUCUGCUACAAAGUACAAUUAAGCAGCGAGCGAGCAAAACUUUAAAAACAAAACAAACCCAUUAAUACGAUUUCAUCAAUCUCAACCUCAAAGCAGUAGACACAUUAUUAUUAGUAUUGCUAUUGUUACUAAUACUACAAUAAGUAACGUAGCAAAAGGUGUAACAAAUAUUUUUACCAGUCCAAAUAAUUGUGGAUUGUCUUGAAAUAAUAAAUUGUCCAACAACUUGCAAUAUCUUUUUACCAAGGAGGAUUUAUAAAUAAUAAUUUGCGGAGCAGGAGAGAAAGCAUAAAAAGUGUUGUUGUUUAUAAAUAAAUAUAUAUUUGAAAAAGUGAGCAAAAGUGUGUGUCGUGUGCUGAAAAAUAAUAGCAAAUAAUAAAUACGACGUUGAUAAUAAUAAAUAACUCUGUUUUUAAGUGCGGCUACAGUUAAGCGAGCUCAUAAUACAGAGAUAUAUUAUUGCAUGGAUUUGAUGAUCCUCGGACUACUCGGUUUUAGUUUUCCGUUUUAACAACAAGUUACCCUGACUGAACUCGACUCACUAUUUGGAUUGGAUUGGAUUGGAUGAACUAAACUAAAUCGAGAAAAUUCUGAAACCAUGAACGAGUAACGCAUGUUGCUCUCCACCGACGCCGCGUCGCCACACUACUGCACCGUCGUAGCAGGAGCAGGCUUGGGCUGAAACGAGAUGACGACGAAGACGUUUGGUUGUGACGAGGAAGUCCGCUAAGUCGCCAUGAGUGACGUAGCCGCCCCACCCAAGGGCCAAAUGGUCUUGGACCGACUAAAGAAGCGGUUGGAGGGUUACCGCAACCACCAUGAUGAAGUCAAACCUCGCUUUGAACAGACGAUAAAUGGAGUCAAUGACGAGCAAAAGCAACAAACCCUCCUCCUACAGAAACGUUUUGUGGAGUCAAAGACGAAAAAGCUGCAAAAGAAGGGGGAUAAAAAGGGGAACCAGGAUUCUGGCAGUAGCGGUUCAAAAUCUCACAAACGCGUUGCGGAGGACUCGUCAGCAGAUCAUAAUAACACGGAUGGCUGUUACGAACCUCCCAAGAAAUUAUCCAACUCCUCCCCAGCCUCUUCCGGUUCAGGAUUUUCAUCCAAUAAAGCUCCUUCCAGAUCUAAAAUGAAGUUCCACCCACCCGAUUCUGCCCGUAGUGGUGGACCGAAGAACGGUCUGCCACAACAGCAACAGCCUCCGCUCCCUCUACCACCCCACCAGCUCAUGGGGAAUCAGCAGCAGCAGUUGCAACAACAACAACAGCAACAACAUCCUAUUAAUCCUCCCAAUUCUUUAAUCCCCAAUAAUAUGCACCCACCUCCACAUCACCAUUAUCAGCAACAGCAGCAGCAACACCAACAACUCAACCACAACCAUCACCUAAUAGAGUCCUUUAAGCAGGAGACCGUGUCUUCCUCCUCCGGCUAUGUAGACUUGGACCAGUGUGCCCGUGCCCUUGAGAAAGACGGUCCUGACUUAAUCAACUCUGACUUUGAAACAUUAAACGACCUCAUUUCUGAAAUCUCCGAUUUGUCGUCGGCAGACUUUAUGAAAGACUUUGAUUUUGAUGUGGACGUAACAAAUGCAGAUAACAAAAGUGAUAGUUUACUCGGUGGUGGUGGCGGUUCUGCGAAUAGUACAAAUCCAUUAAUGGGUGGAGGUGAUAGUCAUCCCGGUCUUACACCCAUUACUCCAAAUACAAAUUCCUCCUCCAUGAUGCACCACACCCAUUCAGGUGUCAAAAUGGAAACUGGUGGUGGUCACAUGGUGGGGAUGAUGGCCGGGCAUCCACAACAACAGCAAUGUGCCGGACCAUCCCCAGCUCCAGCCACGACGGCCUCGCCACUUGCCUCCCAACUAGCCAAUAAUAAUAAUAACAACCAAACGGGAUCAACACCACCUUAUCUUUUCGACCCGAGUGGUUCACCUUCCGCUGCCUCUCAGGUUCCUAAAGGGGGUCGUGUUCAACCUUCCUUGGCCGGUUCCUCCCUCCCGAUCGACUCACCUGCUGCCCAAACCCUGAAGCAGAUGGCGGAACAGCAUCAACACAAACAGCAAAUGGGUGGUGGGACGCCAAACUCUUUCAGUAAAAAUGCCUCCCCGGCAAGAUCUCCCUUUAAUGAGUACGGCGGUGGUGGAAACAACAACGACUAUAUGGGUGCUAGCAGUGGUCCAGGUUCCAAUCAGGGUGUUGGUAGUGGUGGUGGUGGUGGGUUCUCUCAAGGGGGUGUGAAUGUAAAGCAGGAAGUUUACUCACCCACCAACCAGACCAGCUUCUCUCCAGGAUUCAUGGAUGUCAACCAUGUGGGGGCGAAUAAAGGUCCUCAACAGCAGCAGCAGCAACAACAACAACAGCAGCAGCAACAACAACAACAACAGCAGCAGCAAAGAGGGCCCCCUCCACCUCAACAACAGAUGAGUCACGGUGGAAGGAUGGGACAGCAACAGCAGCAAGUGUUAUCUCCCGUCCCCAAGUCUUUCAAUCCUGGAAUGGAGCCUCAACUUAUGCCUGGACAAUCCUUCAUCCCCAAUAACAGACCGCCCAAUAACACCGUCAAUUUGAACAGUAAUUCCAAUCCAAAUAAUCCAUCCAGUGGGUAUUCGCCCUAUCCGGGUGGGGGACCAGGACCAGGCGGCGGCGGCGCACCCAGUAUGAUACCCAAUCCGAAUCAGCAACAACAAAUGGCCGGCCGUGGGUCGCCCUCCAACGCAAUGGGAGUUGACCCCAAGGGAAGAUUGGCUCAGCAACAGGCACAAGCACAAUAUUACUAUCAGCAGCAACAACAACAGCAGCAACAAAACCCCAAUAUUAACCCUACCAUGGUAGACCCCUCGGCCCAAUUUAAUCCAAACGGACUACAGCAGGGACAAACCAUUAACUUUACACAGCAACAUUUGCGAAUAGGCGGACCAAGUGUGUCAGGCAGUAUAGGAAAUAUGGCUCCUAGGAUGAGUGGUGGUCCUGUUCCUCCUCCAAGCAAUAUGAACAGCCGCAUUCCAGGACCUGGUCCUGGACCUAGACCUCAACUCCAACAGCAGCAGCAACCUCAAAAUCCACAACAGCAACAACAGCAACAACAACAGCAAAUGAUGAUGAGGCAGCAACACAUGGCUCAACAGCAGCAACAACUUGGAGGAAUGGGUCAACCUGGAAUGAUGAACCGAUUUCCAGGUCCUUCCGGUCCUCAACGCGGCGGCCUACCUCCUUCCAUGCAGCAAAUGAUGUCUCAAGGUCCAUCUCAAAUGGUGAACCAAUCUCAACAAUCACAACGACCCAUGCAGCAGCAACAACCACAGCCUCAACAAAUGUACAACAACACGGGGGGAAUGUGUGGUAAUGGUGGCAUAGGAAUGGGAGGACCUCCCCUAGGAAACAUGCAUAUGCCGAGGCAAAUGUCUCCAUACAAUGGCAAUCACAAUCAUAUGAUGGGAUCCAAUGGACCCCCGAUGCAGCAACAGCAGCAGCAACAACAACAGCAGCAGCAACCUUCAAUGGGUGGUCCCGGUCCCGGUCCCGGUAGAGGAGAUUGGAUGGGACAACAGCAAUAUUCAAUGAGUCGUCAUCAAGGCCCUCCGAGACCCUCCAUGCAACAAAUGUCUUAUCACUCUGGAAUGCCUAUGCAAAUGCAGCAACAACAACCUCAACCCCCCAACGGUGGUGGUGGAAUGAUGCCUUCUUACCUCCAAUCACAGGGGCAAGGGAUGAUCCCUCCUCCCCAACAAAUGGGCUAUAACCACAACCACAAUCCUCAAAUGCAGCAGCAGCAGCAGCUAAGUGGCUUUAAUCAGAAACAACAGGUCGUCGGACAUCCUUCUCAACCUCCACCCAACUACCCUACAAAUUCGUCCUACGGUGCCCCCAUAAAACCUAAUGUCAUGGGGGGUCAACAACAACAACAGCAGCAACAACAACAACACAUGUUUCCCCAAGGAAUGAAACCUCCGCAACAACAGCAACAACAAAUCCCUUUAACUAAUGACAUAAAUAUAGAUCAAAUGCUAAAUAAUAUUACGGAUGACCCGUCAGCAUUUUCCGGGGACACUGCAGAAUUGUUCCAUUCCUUAGAUUCCAAUUAUUCCAGUAUACUUGACAAUUUAUAAUAUUAACUGUAGUCCCGGCUAUUAACGUAUAACUAAUUAAUUUAGACUGUUACAUAAUCUGCACAAACAAGGGUGUAGUAGUUGUUGUGAGAUGACAAAUCCCCCCGCCGCAUGAGAUAACUUGCCAAAAAUUAUCUCUUGAAUAUUUUAUCUCAGUGGUACAAAAAAGUUCGGUUGGAAAUUACUAACUGCCACCACAACAAGAAACUAUAUAUUAAUAAUAUACCAAACUAAGCAAACCAAAAAGGCAGGUGAUGGCAGAAGGCAGGUACAUAAGAAAGAAGGAGAAGAAGAAGGUUCAAUAUAAAUUCGAAUCUUCGCAUACCGUAAAAUAUUUACAAAAACAAACUCGUAAAACUUUGCAAUAUUAAAAAAAACACAAUAUUUUAUUCCUUUAACAAUAAUCACCUACCUUAAAGACAUUUUUACAACAAAGCUAUAGAUCAAACAACCAACAACCCAAUCUUCGUAUCCUCUUUCUUUCUUUCUUUCUUUAUUUCUUGAUGAAAAUUAUCAUUGAUGAUUAUCACAGAUUUUUAACGUACGACGACAACGCAUUCUUCACUUUUACUUGCCACCAUUCCAACAAAUAUUCCAAUACUACCACUGUUUACUGAUGGAUAUGGAUAUGUGAAAAAAUAUUCACCCUUUGAGGCAGAUAAUCAAUCAAUCAUUCAUAUUACGGCUACACAUUUAAAAAGAGUCUAAAAUAAUACUUAUACUGAAAAAAGUCAAUCUUGAAAUAAUUGCAAUAUUUGCAAAUGAGCCUAACUAGAAUUUUUAAAAAGUCAGACGAUUAAGAUUAAGAUAUACUUUUGAGUAAAUCACGAAAUUUUAACAAAAAAACAGCCAGAUUUUAUACAUAAAUGACGACACCGACAUGCUAAAACAAAGUUAAAAAAAUCAACUUCUAAAUACAUAUACUUACAUGUGUAACACUAUUACCAUUAUUACUACCAAGACUAACUAAGACUGUAGUGGAGUAGGUAAUAAUUUUACAUAAAAUAUAUUAUUUAAAAAAAGUAGAACAAGACAAAACACAAGAUAACCCAACUUAUACUUAUCUCUAAGAAUAUUCCUACCAAUAUUAGCAUUCUAUUUACCAAGAUUAACCUAUUAUUAUGAUACAUAUAUCCUCGCGUAGGUUUUAUACACCCAAAGCAAAGCAACAACUUACUGAUGCACUUAAACACCUUAAAUAAAUGGACAAUGUAAUUAAUAACCAAUAAUCACAAUACAAAACCACUUAUGUACUUUAAUACAAUCUAUACAUACAUACGUGACUUAUCUUCUACUACAUACUUACGCUACAACUUAUCUUACAACUAAUACUUUAAUCAUUAUUGUUAUAAUUAUGAUUGUUAUUAUCAUUGUCUACUAGCCUAGCGUACAUGUAAUUACAAAUACUUAUAUAUUCUUGACAAUUCUCUCCCUCUCGUCGUCCCCGUCACCGUGGUCAUAAUGAUGAUACUCGUUACAUAGUUGUCCGUUUUAUUUUUCCUACACAUAUGAAAAAUCAUCCCAGCCUGGUUUGUGUUUCUAGUCUCAAUCGAUUUUGUUAUUAUUAUUAUGAUAAUUAUCAUCAUCAUCAUAUUUUAUUAUUUUUGUUAUUAUCGUACCAAUCUCACAAAAAAUCACGAAAACGGUAAGAUUAAAAGAUCUAAUAUGUACGUUUCCGGUCCAAAGUCGGGAUCGGGAAACAAAAAUUUAAGUGAUCACACAUUUUUAUACAUAUAUUUUGUACCGAGGAACAAGAGGAAUACUUAGAGGUUUACGAUUUAUAUUUUAGACUCAAUGCCAAAAACCAGUUUAAUAUGUUUUAGAUUAAUUUAAUUGCUAGCUUAUUUUGAAUAUAUUUAGGUUUAUGAGUAACUAAUAUUUUAGCAGUUGAUCAGUUGAUGAUAAUUUGAGGGGUACGUAAUGUAUUCCGUUUAAAGACGGAAUUAUUUUAUUUAUAUGACGCGACAACCAAAAGCGUUAAUUGUGUGUCACACCACGUAUUUUAUAGCUUUAUUUGAUUCAUUGAUGAAUGACAAAACUACAGUAUUUUUUAUUUAACGUCUUUAUUGCCACAACAAACCAACCAACCUUAUCUCAGAGAGGGGUCAUUAGUUUUAUUUUAUAAAAUCGUUACUGCAUACCACCAACCAGAUAAGAUAUUGAGCUGUGUUUUUCUUUAAUUGAAAUAACGAAAAUUUGGUGAGGAGACGGAAAUAAGAGAAAGCAACAAUUACUACUAAAUAAGAAUGAGUACCGUUUUAAGACAAAUAUAAUGCGGAUUAUUAUACCGUACCGUUUUAGCUAAUCAAUCGACGACUAUUAAGAUGACGAUAAGAUUUUAAGAGAAACGUGACAUUUGUAUAAACUUGUACAACUUUUUAGACUUAAGAAGUAAAAACACGGUGUAAACGUACGAAUAUUAAUAUUAAUAUUAUUAUAUUAUUGCUACUACUACAUAUGUACAUUGUACACAUAGUUAUUAUAUUAUAUAUGCAACCCUUGCGUGGUAGGGAUUUGCAAAUAAGAUGAGAGGACGAAGGCAGCAAUUUAAAUACUAAAUACAAAAACUACGUAAAUAAAUUAAAGUAAUAAAUGAAGUAAAUAUCGAUAAA
Folsomia candida is the source of this 7068-nucleotide messenger RNA. RefSeq lists its product as uncharacterized. Gene Ontology annotation, biological process: positive regulation of transcription by RNA polymerase II; Notch signaling pathway. The record is from RefSeq and is a predicted model, not a curated record. Gene Ontology annotation, molecular function: transcription coactivator activity. The transcript is spliced from 6 exons. Gene Ontology annotation, cellular component: nuclear speck. Lineage: Eukaryota; Metazoa; Arthropoda; Collembola; Entomobryomorpha; Isotomidae. The coding region runs from base 1088 to 4456 and encodes 1122 amino acids.